GCUUCUGUGUUAAAAAAUAUGUGAGUGUACUACAUCAAAAUGAUUAUGUUUGUAUCAUUUUAUGUACGUUUUCUACAAUGUAUUGCAUGAUGUUAACGCACUUUUUCUUCAAUACAUAUACUAUAACUGGUAUGACAUGGCAUUUAAUAUAUGGAAACACCAUAGGAGGAGGGUUUACAUGAUCCUCUAAACUCCUCUACAUAUCUUUUGGACGCAAUCCAUUGAAAUCCUGUUCAUGGAAGUGGGCUUACGUGUUGUGAGAGGGCCUGACUGGAAGUGGGGCAAUCAAGAUGACGGAGAAGGUCACGUUGGAACUGUUGUUGAAAUUGGAAAACCUGGGAGUUCUACAUCACCAGACAAGACAGUUGUGGUGCAGUGGGAUUCAGGAUCACGUACAAAUUAUCGCGUCGGAUAUCAGGGUGCUUUUGAUCUGAGAAUAUUGGAUAAUGCUCCAUUAGGAAUCAAACAUCCAAACAUUAUCUGUGAUUCAUGCCGGAAACAGGGUAUAGCCGGUAUGCGAUGGAAAUGUACUCGAUGCUUUGAUUUUGAUCUGUGCACUCAGUGUUACAUGUCCGACAAACACGAUCUUACUCAUCCUUUUUUAAGACUUGAAACAGCUGCAUCAUCUGGGAUUGAAAUGCCAAAGAGACAAGGAGCCGUAAAGCUUCAAAUGAAAGGAAUUUUCGUUUCAGCAAAAGUUGUCCGAGGUCCUGAUUGGGAUUGGGGUAAUCAGGAUGGAGGAGAAGGUAAAACUGGCAAAGUCUUGGACAUUCGAGGAUGGGACAAUGAAUCUGAAAGAAGUGUAGCUAAUGUAACUUGGUCUUCUGGCUCAACUAAUGUUUAUCGUUUAGGUCAUAAAGGCAAAGUAGAUUUAAAAUACACUCAAGAUGCUGUUGGUGGUUAUUAUUAUAAAGAUCAUCUGCCUAUUCUAGGUGAAAUAGUUGAAGCUACUAGCAGUAAACCUCCAACUGUAAAUCACCCAAGGUUUAAUGUUGGAGAUAAAGUGCAAGUUUUAAUGGAUGUUGAGACCCUGAAAGUCAUGCAAGAAGGACAUGGUGGGUGGAAUCCUAGAAUGGCUGAAUUUGUAGGGAAAGUUGGAACAGUUCAUAGAGUUACUGACAAAGGGGACAUUCGAGUUCAAUAUGAAGGCUGUAAUAAUCGCUGGACUUUUCAUCCUGGAGCUUUGAAAAAAGUGCAACUAUUCUCGGUUGGCGAUAUGGUACGGAUAAUUGAUGAUAUGGCCAAAAUGAAAGAGCUUCAAAAAGGUCACGGGGAAUGGAUUGAAGUGAUGAAAACUGCUUUGGGUAAAACUGGUAAAAUUACCAAAAUCUAUUCUGAUGGAGAUCUUCGUGUCAAUGUUGACGGUCAGACGUGGACUUUCAAUCCUCUCUGUGUCACAUCUGUUCCUGGCACAGCGACUGAAAUGAAUAAUACCAUGACUGCCAAUCAGAGAGAAGAACAUACUCAUCCCUUGUUAGGACAUCUCUUGGUGGAACCGCACCAACUUGAAGGAGGGAGUUCAGAUAGAUUAGUAAGAGAAGCAGCCCAGGGGCACACAGAUGUUGUCAGAGAUCUGUUGCAGAAAUAUCCGGACAAAGUUGAUCAGAAAAGCUCAGGGAAAACUGCUUUACAAGUGGCCAGUCAUCAAGGACAUUUGGAGAUAGUUCGGUUGUUACUGAGUGCAGGUAGUAGCCUAGAAGUUCCUGAUGAUGAUGGAGACACUGCGUUACAUUAUUCUGCUUUUGGUAAUCAGCCUGUAGUGAUGGAUUUACUGUUAAAGAAAGGUUCCGACAUAGAUGCUGUUAACAAGGCCCGGUGUAGUCCAUUGCAUGUUGCUGUAAAUAAACAGCAUCUUGAUUGUGUGAAAGUUUUGCUUAAACAUCGUUGCAAUGUUAAUAUACAAGAUUCAUAUGGAGAUACAGCACUACAUGAUGCCAUCAGUAAAGAAAAUGUAGAAAUUUUAGAUUUGCUUAUAAACAUUCCUGAAAUAGAUUUUACGCUUAAAAAUAAAAGAGGCUUUAAUGUUCUGCAUCAUGCUGCCCUCAAAGGCAAUAAUUUUGCUACAGAAAGAUUAAUCAGCAAAUCCAGGCAAAUAGUUGAUGGUAAAAAGGAUGAUGGUUUUGCUGCGCUUCAUUUAGCUGCCUUGAAUGGACAUUUUCAUGUGUCUGAAACUCUAUUAAUGCAAGGGCAUUGUGAAAUUGAUGUCCGAAAUAACAGGAAGCAAACCCCUCUGCUUUUGGCUGUUAGCCAGUGUCAUUGUUCCUUGGUUGAGUUGCUUGUUUCUUCGGGUGCGGAGAUAAAUGUUGAGGAUGAAGAUGGAGAUACAGGAUUACAUCUAGCUGUUAUGAGACAGAACAGUAAAAAUGAUGGAAACUUAGCAGAUGCUCCUUCCAUAUCAGAUAUAUUAUCUCACAUUGGUAGUUUAAACAUCGAAAAGAGUUUUGGGCUUGCUAUUGCUUGCUUUUUAGCUCAAGAAGGAGCAGAUUUAAACCACAAAAAUCGGAAAGGAAAAACUCCUCUUGAACUUGUGCAAAAUCCUGUCAUCCUAGAUUUGCUGAAGCAUUAUUCAGAAAUAAAAAAAGCUCAGGCACAAUCUUUGCCUAUGCCUGCUGAAGGAUCUGAAAUUCUUCAACCUGAACCUCAACUGCCUGAACAGGAAUGUGUUAUAUGCUCAGAAGUACCAGGAAUUGUUACUUUUGAGCCAUGUAAUCACAAAGUUACUUGUGAAGAAUGUUGUCUCAGGAUGAAAAAGUGCAUUAUUUGCCAAGAGAUAAUAUUGAAAAAGACAUCAAGUGGUGGUCGAGUCUUGUCUUCUAAAGGUCGUCAAGCUAGUGUAGAAAGGCUUCGCUACCUAGAAAGCAAGAUUCAAGAAAUUGAAGAAGCUCAUAGUUGUUCUAUUUGCAUGGAAAGGCGUCGAAACGUAGCUUUUAUGUGUGGACAUGGAGCGUGUGUAGUGUGUGCUCAUACUUUGAAAACUUGUCACAUGUGCCGUAAACCUAUUACUAAAAAGAUUAAUUUAUAUUAAUCUUAAUGCUGAGAGUGAAUGCUUGCAGGAAAUGCAAAUAUUCAAAAAGAACUGGACAGAUAACAUUGUGGUGUUACUGUUAUUGAAUUCAAGUUAUUUAUGAUGUUUUAUUUUUUAAGAGUUUUAUUACACUUGUUUUCAUUAUUUAUACACAUUUGUAGUUAUACUAUGAUUAUUUUUUACUAGAAACUUUGACUUGUACCCUUUCACAGGUAUGAAUUUGAAAAAUAUUGACUAAGUUGUGUAUUCAGUGCAUCAUUGCUUAGAUUGAAUGACAAGGACUUUUUCUAUGCAGUCUAAAAAGAUUCUUUAAUUUUUUACUGGUAUUGUUUUGUGUUUUAGAAAUUUUUUUGGAAUGCAAUAAAAGUAAUUUACACUCCUCCCUCCCCAUCUUAUGUAUAGAAUAGUUGCAGUAAGAAAAAGCUAAAGUAAAUGAAACUGUACUCUGAAACAAAUUACUGAAUUCAAAAUUAUUCAAGAAGUGAAUAAUUUAUUGACAAUGAUUGAUGGAUUGCAAACUGUAGUACAGUGGAAUUAUCAUCGAUUAAACAGAAAGGAAAAACAAUUUUUUUCCCCUGAGAAAAAAUGCUGUUUCUUUGUUAAAACAUGGAGAAAGAGAUCUCCCCCCUCCCUCUAAAUUAAACUUAUUUAUUAUUUGUUGAAACAGAAACAAAAAGCAGACUUCUUUUUAUCAAAAAAAAAAUCUAUGUGUUAAAAAAAGGAGAAUUUUUCCUUUUUUAGAGGGCCCUUAUACAUUUGUUGAAAGAAAAAGAGAAAAAGAAGCAUCUUGCAUAAAUGCAUCUAUUCUUUUAAGUUCUUCACAUUUUAAUACAAAGAAAGUAUCUUUUUAAAAUGCAACCUUUUAAUAUACAGUUUUUAAAUAAAAAUAUUCGAGUUGAAAUGAAGAGUAUUUUAUUCAUUCAUUUAGGAAUGUUUUAA
Messenger RNA from Uloborus diversus, 3964 nucleotides. RefSeq names its product E3 ubiquitin-protein ligase MIB2-like (gene mib2). The record is from RefSeq and is a predicted model, not a curated record. The transcript has 18 exons. Gene Ontology annotation, molecular function: zinc ion binding; protein binding; ubiquitin-protein transferase activity. Gene Ontology annotation, biological process: protein ubiquitination. Gene Ontology annotation, cellular component: cytoplasm. Lineage: Eukaryota; Metazoa; Arthropoda; Arachnida; Araneae; Uloboridae. The coding region runs from base 236 to 3025 and encodes 929 amino acids.